This is a messenger RNA of Triplophysa rosa, 2519 nucleotides long. RefSeq lists its product as uncharacterized. The transcript has a single exon. Lineage: Eukaryota; Metazoa; Chordata; Actinopteri; Cypriniformes; Nemacheilidae. The record is from RefSeq and is a predicted model, not a curated record. The coding region runs from base 524 to 1315 and encodes 263 amino acids.
CUUCGUCCUAUGCUGGAUCUCAGAGUGUUGAACAAACACUUAAGGACAUACAAUUUCAGAAUGUUGACGCACGGCACUCUCUCUCGUUCAAUUCAUCAGAACGAUUGGUUCACAUCAGUCGAUCUGAAAGAUGCUUUUUUCCAUAUAAGCAUAUAUUCUCCGCACAGGAAAUUUCUUCGUUUCGCCUACCAGGGCGUGUGUUACGAGUUCACAGUUCUACCCUUCGUGCUCUCGCUGAGCCCGAGAGUGUUCUGUCUGUGUGCGGAGGCGGGGCUGGCGCCACUCAGAAUAGUGGGUCUAAGAAUCCUCACGUAUAUAGACGAUUGGCUGAUCAUAGCCAAUUCCGCGGAGGAAGUGAUGGAAGACACACGCCGUGUGAUCGUUCACAUCACCUCUCUCGGCUUCUCGGAAUCCUCUCUAUGGAGAUUGGCGUCUCCACCCUCAGGUAGUGGGCCUUCUGUGGCAGAGAUACGGCCAGGCGGCCGCAGAUCUCUUCGCCUCACAUGAAAACGCCCAUUGUCCUAUGUUUUUCUCGCUACGGGACGAGGACACACCCCUCGGCGUGGACGCGCUGGCCCACCUGUGGCCACGAGUGCUGCUCUAUGCGUUCCCUCCUCUCUGCCUGAUUCUGCCUAUCCAGGCCAGGGUGAGGGGUCAGAACUUGUCUCUUAUCCUGAUAGCACCCAGGUGGCCCAAAGCACCAUGGAUGGCGGAGAUUUCUCCUCUGUUGUAUGCCCAGCCAUGGCCCCUCCCAUUACGCACGGACCUCCUUGUCCCAGGCGAACAGAGAAAUUUACCACCACCACCCGGACAGGGUGGCUCUCUGGGCCUGGCCCGUGAGAGGGCGAACUUAAACACAUUUGGGCUUCCUGCUCGUGUUAUCACCACUAUUCAGAAUGCUAGAGCCGCUUCUACGCGGUCUCUGUAUGACUGUAAUUGGCACAUGUUUGAGGAGUGGUGUGAUGGGCGCAGGUUGAUAUCAUAUCAGUGCUCCGUUGCUGAUAUUUUGUGCUUUUUGCAGGACUUAAUAAAUAAAGGUAGAUCCUUUUCCACUAUUAAGGUCUAUUUAGCUGCUAUCGCUGUGUGCCAUGUCGGGUUCGAUGGCACAUCUGUAGGGCAACACCCUCUCCUUCGCAGGUUUAUGAAGAGCGCACGGCGCUUUCUUCCCACACCUGCUAAAACUGUGCCAGAGUGGGACCUCUCCAUGGUGCUGGAGUCUCUGUCUCGUCUGCCCUUUGAACCUUUGGGAGACGUUUCGCUGAAACAUCUAUCUUUCAAAACAGCAUUGCUUCUGGCUCUGACCUCUGCUAAAUGAGUCAGUGUUUUGCAUGCACUCUCUGUUCAUCCCUCGUGCACAAAAUUUUAUUUAGAUGGAAAUAGAGUUUUUCUUAGGCCUAACCCGGCCUUUAUGCCUAAAUGCUUCCCAGCAGUGACGUGUGAGGUGAUAGAGCUGUCCGCCUUUCACCCACCUCCUUUUUCCUCUGCAGAGGAUGAGAGGUUACAUGCUUUGUGUCCUGUGCGUGCCCUGCGGGUUUAUAUGGACAGGACUAAGACCUUUAGAAAGAGCGAUCAGCUCUUCAUUUCCUGGGCUCCCCCUCACACAGGGAAUCCCAUUUCCAAACAACGCCUCUCUCAUUGGCUUGUGGAAGCAAUAUCUAUGGCUUAUGAAUCCAUGGGAGUGCAGCCCCCAGGGGGCCUCAGAGCUCACUCUACCAGAGGUAUGGCUGCUUCGUGGGCUCUGUUCAGGGGAGUUUCGCUACAGGACAUCUGUGCCGCAGCUAGUUGGACUUCUCCUCAUUCGUUUGUCAGAUACUACCGGCUGGAUGUUACCAGGACCCCGGUAGCUCAUUCUGUAUUAGGGGUGGGUUCAUCAUAACCUUCUUUAACCCCGGUUAUAGCUUGGUGGGUCAGGCUAAGCGCUCUUAAGUCACCAGCAUCUCACUUGUUACACAUACCGGCUUUCGCUUGGCAUCUCACAUUUUUCCUAUGUGCAUUGCCAGCAUCACUUAUGUGUGCAUGCUAUCGCAUGUCACCUGUAAAACUGUUAUCUAGCUCCCUCUCUAUAUAUCUGGGUCGCUUUUUUGUGACGUGUUUGGCACCGCCCACACGGGUGACCGCCUUCUGGCUUGCGGACCUUUGUUGAGUGUAUUGGGCAACCGGGGAGCUGUCCAGUUCUCCCAUAGGUGGAUCUCGAAACGAGAUUAUGAUAGAGAACAAUAGGUUACUAUCGUAACCCUGGUUCUCUGAAACAUCGAGUGGAGAGAUCCACCAAGUUUGCCCCGCUUGCUGCACGAGAAGCGAAUAUGCUCACUGAGGAAAGGUAGCGCGUGCAGUAGCUUUUAUGCAUUAGGUGAGGGGGCGGGUCCUCACCUGGCAUAGGGCUCGCGCUCCUGUCUGUCUAGCCAAACUUGGUGCAAUUGGAUGCUUCUACAGAGAUCAGGUACGGAUGCCCUUCCCAUAGGUGGAUCUCUCCACUCGAUGUUUCAGAGAACUGGGGUUACGAUAGUGACCUAUUGUUC